Prunus dulcis (almond) is the source of this 2465-nucleotide messenger RNA. RefSeq names its product zinc finger CCCH domain-containing protein 64. Gene Ontology annotation, biological process: mRNA splicing, via spliceosome. Gene Ontology annotation, cellular component: post-mRNA release spliceosomal complex. The transcript is spliced from 9 exons. The record is from RefSeq and is a predicted model, not a curated record. Gene Ontology annotation, molecular function: metal ion binding; RNA lariat debranching enzyme activator activity. NCBI's taxonomy places the organism in Eukaryota, Viridiplantae, Streptophyta, Magnoliopsida, Rosales, Rosaceae.
UCUUCAACCUCCAGACCCCGCCUCUCUCAGUCUCUUUCCUUCCCAUGGCUCCUCCGAAAAUUUUACUCUGCGGCGACGUUUUGGGCCACCUCAAGCAGCUCUUUAAACGAGUCGCUUCGGUCAACAAAUCGGCGGGUCCGUUCGACGCUUUGUUCUGCGUGGGCCAGUUCUUCCCCGACUCGGCGGACCAGCUCGACGAGUUCAAUGACUACAUUGAAGGCCGGGCACAAAUUCCUCUCCCAACCUACUUCAUCGGAGACUAUGGCGUUGCAGCCACUAAGGUACUCUUGGCCGCAACGAAAGAUUCCGAGAACCAAGGCUUCAAAUUGGACGGCUUGAAGAUAUGCAACAAUCUCUACUGGUUGAAAGGCAGUGGCAAAUUUAAGCUCCAUGGUAUCAUCUUAAGUCUCUGCUUUGUACUGGGAAAAAUAUCCAAUGUUCGGCAUCAGUUUUCAGUUUUCGGACCAUUUGUGUGAUUUCUUUAACUGACUAUUACUAACAAGUGGCCAAGCGGGAUCACCAAUAGAGCAGCUGCAUCUGAUGUUCCUCCUGGAGCCUCUGAGCCUUUUGGCAGUGACUCUACUGUGGCAGAGUUAGUAGCUGAGAUCAAACCGCGCUAUCAUAUUGCAGGUACAAAAGGCGUGUACUAUGCACGUGAACCCUACUCCAAUGUCGAUGCUGUGCAUGUGACCCGCUUCUUGGGCCUUGCUUCGGUUGGAAACAAAGAUAAGCAGAAAUUUAUUCACGCAAUUUCUCCUACUCCAGCAUCUACAAUGUCUAGUGUUGAGAUUAGUACAAAGUCACCAACCACUACCUUAUCUCCAUACACAUAUGGGGAGAAAACAGAUCAUGCAACAGAAGCUGGAAAGAGGUCUAGUGAUAGCAUUUCCGAUUCACAGUACUGGAGAUAUGAUGUCAACCAAAAAAGGCAGAAACAUGGAGCUGGAGAUGGUAAUAGGCUGUGUUUUAAGUUUGUAUCCUCUGGCUCUUGUCCUCGAGGGGAAAAUUGCAACUUUCAGCAUGAUGUAGAUGCAAGAGAACAAUCUUUGAGGGGUGUUUGUUUCGAUUUUAUGAACAAAGGAAAAUGUGAAAGGGGUCCAGAUUGCAAAUUUAAGCACAGCUUACAGGCUGAAGGUGAGAGCAAUUCUCACCAGAGACGUGGAUCUGGAAAUGCCAACAGUAACAGGUCAACAGAGUGUUGGUUUUGUUUGUCAAGCCCCAAAGUAGAAUCACAUCUAAUUAUCAGCAUAGGGGAGCAUUACUAUUGCGCCCUUGCUAAAGGUCCACUUGUUGAAGACCACGUAUUGCUAAUUCCUAUAGGCCAUUCACCCAACACUCUUUCUUUACCCUCAGAAUGCGAAAUUGAGCUUGGUAAAUUCCAGGAUGCUCUAAAGCAGUAUUAUAAAAAACAAGGGAAGGACGUUGUUUUCUUUGAGUGGGCUUCGAAACGUACAACUCAUGCUAAUCUUCAGGCCGUUCCAGUUCCAUUAGCCAAAUCAGCUGCUGUUCAAAAUAUAUUUAACUUAGCUGCAGAAAAGUUGGGCUUCAAGUUUGAGACUACGAAAUCUGUUAAGAAUUCUGAUGGGAGGAAAAUGUUAAGGACACAAUUUGACAGAAAUUUAAGUUUCUUCUAUGUUCAGCUCCCUGAUGGUACAAUCUUGUCUCAUUCAAUUGAGGAGAAUGAGAGAUUCCUACCCCAAUUUGGGCGCGAGGUUAUAGCAGGUUUGUUGAACAAGGCCGACAGGGCUGAUUGGAGGAAUUGUACAGAUAGCAAAGAAGAGGAAGCCAAGAUGGCGGGAGAUUUCAAGAGUGGAUUUGAAGAAUUUGAUCCAAAUAAGUAACUUCUCUCAAGAGGAAGUAGGACUGAGAGUCCUAAAUUUGUGACAUGAUGUGAUAUCUCGAAUGUCCUUUGCAAUUUCUUUGUCUACUGGUGACGUUCACCAACCUCCGUAGUCCUUAGCAUCCAUAUUCUUACCAAUUUUGAGAACCAAAGCCAAGAUUGCUCAAUGUAUGUCAUUGUUUUGUCACUUCAAGGUUGCUCAAUUUUGACAACGAAUCCCAGAUGUUCUCUAAUGCUUCCUGAACAACUUGUCGAUGGUUCAUUCUCAUUGCAACAAGUGAGAUCAAGAGGUGGCCUUAGUGCACCAACUGAAAACUUAUUGGCUAUUGCAACUUUCAGAGAGUGUUCAAGGAUGAGAACGAGUCCAGUAUGUUUAACCCGAGUGCUGAUUGAUGCCUAUUUUCUUUUCUAUCCUCUCUCAUAUCGUACAAUGUUUUCGCAUUUGGAAUUGAGAUAUCUGUUAUGUAUCUACAUCCGGCCUUCUAAUUUUCUGCUAUCUUCACUCUGUCACACGGCGUCGGUGUCAAGCAUAUUAUAUAAUGCUUUAACUAUAAGCUCUUUUCAGUUUUGUGGCAGUUGGGACCCAAUAAUAUUAAUUGAAUUCCAUUUUGAAGCUUGAAGCCAA